Molecule: messenger RNA, 589 nt
Organism: Paramisgurnus dabryanus
Lineage: Eukaryota; Metazoa; Chordata; Actinopteri; Cypriniformes; Cobitidae
Gene: tmem141
Product: transmembrane protein 141
Source: RefSeq, a predicted model, not a curated record
UGCACCAAAAGCUGGUUGGCCAACCGCCAUUAAACACAAAAGAAGAAGAAUUUCGGAGAAACUCAGAUCUGUAAAGAAAUAUAUUUUAGUCGAAAUGGUUAAUCUCGGACUUAGUAAAGUUGAUGAUGCACUUGUAGCGAAACACCCGGGUUUGCAGCAGUAUGCCGCCUGCCAGUCGUAUGCCUUCAUGAAAGGCACAGCAAGCUUUCUGCUAGGCACAACCGGUUUAUUUUUUGUACAGCGAGCACUUCAGAAGAGAAUUUCGUAUCCUUUGCAGUGGAAUGUUUUAGUGUCUGUUGUUGCUUCAUCACUAUUUAGCUAUUCAGUAACACGCUGGGAAACAAGGAGGUGCUCAGAUUUGUGGUUAUUCCUUGAGACAGGAAAUGUUCCUGACAGCAGCUCUCUCAAGGAGGAGGAUGAGACUUCAACUCGUACAUCACCUGCCAAGCCAAAAGUCACACAAUAUGGAGAUGUCAUAGAAUGAACUCAAAAAUUCUGCAGUGAAUUUUACCUAUGUUAAUACUCAGAAUGGUCAAUUAAAAUUGUAUUUUUUCUGUAUUAAACUGAAGUUGAGUCAUUUUUGUUUGUG